Molecule: messenger RNA, 3736 nt
Organism: Lytechinus pictus (painted urchin)
Lineage: Eukaryota; Metazoa; Echinodermata; Echinoidea; Temnopleuroida; Toxopneustidae
Product: E3 ubiquitin-protein ligase TRIM71-like
Exons: 2
Coding region: 146-2029 (627 amino acids)
Biological process (GO): protein monoubiquitination
Molecular function (GO): ubiquitin protein ligase activity; zinc ion binding
Source: RefSeq, a predicted model, not a curated record
GAAUUUGUAUUGAACUACACAUAGCAAUAACAUGAAGUGAUCAUUGUGUUGUAAUGCGAACCUAGCGUUUCAAUACGUUAGUACUAACUUGACUUGUAUGUUAUUUGUCGGAAUUUAAAUCUCAUGUUCGUAAAUUGAUUUAGCGAUGGCUGAGAAGUGUGAAUCAGACAAAGCAUCAAGCUCUUCACCGAACCUGAUAUGUCCAUUAUGUCUUGAUAUAUUUGUCGAGGCGACAAUCCUGACUUCAUGUGGACACACAUUUUGUAGGCGAUGCCUCAAGAAAUACGAUCUAACCCACCAGGACCUUGAUCACAUGGUCUGUCCUCUCUGCAGGGAGAUCACCAAGUUGUCCGCCAACCGUGUCGAUGAUCUCCGCCUCAGUGUCUCCAUCAACGGAUGCGUAGACGAUUACCACGUCAAGUGUGGAGGGAUGAAUGCUGUCCUUGAGAUGUGCCAGAAAUGCACCGCUUGCAAGUCUCUGAAAGACGCCGUGUCCUUCUGCUUAGCAUGUAAUUGUUAUAUGUGUGAUAAGUGUCUGCAUUCUCAUCAACAGCUUACCAUGUUCUUUGACGGUCAUGAGAUUGUCUCCAUGGAUGAUGUCAUCGAAGGGAAGGUCAGCAUUGGUCAUUUAUUCGAGAAGUGCUCCGUCCACAAACAAGAGAACAAGGAUAUGUUUUGUGAGGAUUGUAAGGUCCAUGUCUGUCACAAGUGCGUACUUGUUGGUCACAAAGCUCAUGAAAUCAAGAACCAGAUAGACUUUGAGCAGGAGUUGCGACGGAAGGUGAAGGACCUUGCCCAGCGGUGUGCCGACAAGAAAGCAGAGCUGGAGAAGAACAUUCAGAACAUAGAAAUACAACGUCAUGAGGUACACACUGCAGUGCAGACACUACUAGAUGAUGUCAGGCAAGCCUACAGCAUCAAGGCCAAGGAGCUGGAAGAAAAUCUUCGAAAUCUCACCGAGCAAAUACAUGCCUUAAAGCAUAGUUUUGAUGACGACCUCAACGUCCUGAAGUCAAAAUAUCGACAGAGGAUCAAGAGUAUUUGUAGUUCAAUUACUUUGGUAGACAAUGACAGACUGUGUCAUCUUGAGACAGACACUCUAUCUGCUCAUAUCUUGCUCUGUGAGGAGCUGGAUGCCAUGCUGAAGGAGGUUACUGAUCACACUUCUGCGGAAGCUAUCAAGAAGAAAGCACAGGAGAAGAGGUUCAAACCAGCAGAUGAUACUCGUCUUGACCUCGGGAGUAUCUCAGGAUCAGAUCCCAAGAUGGAAGUCAUUCAGUGUGUUGAUCUACGGGGAGUGAUGCUCGGUAUGGCACGGUACUCCCCUAGCACUGUCGCUAUCGGGUAUGGGGAUUAUGCACAAGGUAUUGAUAUCAUUGAUUCAAAUGGCGGAAAGCAGCAGUAUAGAAACGCACCCUUAAGUGACAUGUAUUGGUAUGAUCUGGCGUUGCAACGGGACGGGGCGUUAUGCGUGUCGACUGGUUCUACAGAGGCCCACAUCUAUUCUCCCCUUGGCUCCAGGAAAGCAACAAUCCACGUGAGAAACAAUACUAUUUGUCUCAGAGUUAACAGUAGUCCAUCAGAUGAAAUCAUUAUUACUAACUUUGAAAAACGAGUCUAUAUCUAUGACCCGACAGGAUCCACUCUUAAACACACUGUUCGAACAAAGCACAUUACGUGGCAGGCAUCUACCACCAGGACGGGUUUGAUCGUCACGAGUUCAUGUUGGUACAAUCCAAGCGUGGUGACGGUCUAUGACAGGGAUGGGAAUGCUGGUGAGUCUCUACAAGCUCCAGAGGAUGUCCACCUUUAUGAUGCCGUGGAUGAGCAGGACAGGGUGUAUGUAGCGAGUGUUGAUAAGAAGAAUAGUAGCGUCGUGAUCAGGCUCUAUGAUCUUGAUGGUCUGAACCUGAAGGAAAGAGUUGUGUUCAAUGCAUUUAAUACGACAUUGGUUUGUAAUUGGUCUUACUUGGUUUCCCUCUCCCCAGACAUGCUCGCCUUUGCUUGUGACAAAAAGUUACCCAGGUAACAAGCCAACGUUGGCUCCACGUUGGAAACUUGAAAGUCGUUGGACGUUGGGAAAACUUGAUGGAUUAACGUUGAAUCGACGUUGGAAACUAGUUUGAUGGAAAGAUGAUGGACAAUCAACAAUGACACGACGUUGGCAACGUUGGAAACUUGUUAGUCGGAGAGUUGUUGGACAGUCGACAAUGUCACAACGUUGGAAACACGUUUGAUUGGAUAGUUGUUGAACAGCCAGCAAAGGCACAACGUUGGCAACGUUGGAAACUAGUUCGCUGGAAAGUUGUUGAACAACCGACAAUGGCACAACGUUGACAAAGUUGGAAACUAGUUUGUUGGAGAUUUGUUGGACGGUCGACAAUGGCACAACGUUGGAGACUAGUAAGUUGGAGAGUUGUUGGACAGUCGACAAUGUCACAACGUUGGAGACACGUUUGAUUGGAAAGUUGUUGACAGCCAGCAAAGACACAACGUUGGCAACGUUGGAAACUAGUUCGCUGGAAAGUUGUUGAACAAUCAACAAUGACACGACGUUGGCAACGUUGGAAACUUGUUAGUUGGAGAGUUGUUGGACAGUCGACAAUGGCACAACGAUGGAAAUUAGUAGGUUGGAGAUUAGUUGGAUAGUCAACGAUGACACAAGGUUGGCAGCGUUGGAAACUAGUUCGAUGGAAAGUUGUUGAACAACCAACUAUGGCACAAUUAACGUUGUCAAAGCUAGAAACUAGUUCGAUGGAGAUUUGUUGGAUAGUCGACGAUGGCACAACGUUGGAAACUGGUAGAUUGGAGAUUAGUUAGAUAGUAUACAAUGACACAACGUUGAUAAAGCUGGAAACUAGUUAGAUGGAAAGUUGUUGAACAACUGACACUGGCACAACGUUGGAAACUGGUAGAUUGGAGAUCAGUAGGAUAGUCGACGAUGACACAACGUUGGCAACGUUGGAAAGUUGUUGAACAACAGACAAUGGCACAACAUUGGAAACUAGUGUGUUGGAGAUUUGUUGGACAGCCAACAACGUCACAACGUUGGAAACGCGUGUUUGAUUGGAUAGGUGUUGAACAGCCAACAAAGGCACAGCGUUGACUACGUCGGAAACUAGUUCGAUGGAGAGUUGCUGAACAACCGACAAAGGAACAACGUUGGAAACUAUUUUCUUGGAGAUUUGUUGGACAGUCGACAAUGGCACAACGUUGACAAAGUUGGAAACUAGUUUGAUGGAGAGUUGUUGAACAACGGACAAUGGCACAACGUGGACAGCGUAAUUGGAAUAGUUUAUUGGACAGUUAACAUUGACACAAUGUUGGAAACUAUAGUUUGUUGGAUAUUUGUUUGACAGUCAACAUAAUAUCCCGGCAUAAUAUACACAGUGUUGAGAACGUUAGAAACUGGUUCAUUGGAGAAUUGAUAAUUGAUAAAGUUGGCGGAGUACAGCAAGUCUGCAUAUGCCGACUUAACCCAAGACAAGACAAGACUAUACUGGCAUAGUUUCCAAUGGGGCCAAGGGGGGGGGGGUCGAUAAAGUAAGUUUGCUUGUCUAUCCAUGUCACCCUUGGUAUCCCCCAGCAAUAAGGGGAAAAGAAAUCGAGAGAGAAGGAAAAUAAUGGGAAGGGAAAGAGGAACUAAAACUAAGUCUAAGGGGAAAACAAAAAUAAAGAUGGGGUAGAAUAGAGAGGCUGCAUGCACCUGGGGAUGCAAAUGUGUCGAUUAAUAUAG